Molecule: messenger RNA, 1642 nt
Organism: Myzus persicae (green peach aphid)
Lineage: Eukaryota; Metazoa; Arthropoda; Insecta; Hemiptera; Aphididae
Product: receptor expression-enhancing protein 1-like
Biological process (GO): endoplasmic reticulum tubular network organization
Cellular component (GO): endoplasmic reticulum tubular network; endoplasmic reticulum membrane; cytoplasmic microtubule
Molecular function (GO): microtubule binding
Source: RefSeq, a predicted model, not a curated record
AUGGUAAAGUUUGUAAAACAUCUUAAGUCAGCUGUGUAUACUAUACUCUAAUGUUGAUAUUAUUUAGAAUGUAGAAAAGAGCACAGUUGUCAGUCGUUUUUAUUAUUCUAUUAUAUGGAAUUUUUAUUUAUUUUGUUUAAAAGUUUCAAAUUACAAUACACAAUUAUAAUUUAUCUUAAAAACGUAUAAGUAAGCAGCGAUUUCCAAAAACGUAGAGAACUAUCAGCAAUCGAGUUUGAAAACAAUUUUAGCUUCGUAUGCAGAAUGUUCAGUUGAGUGUAGACGGCAGAUUCUGACGGUUCUGUUAACUGAUUCUCAAUGUUCCUUACAUUAUUUUCGGUUCAUACUUCUUAUCUUACUAUCAUACGUAUCAUAUGAUAUUAUUAAACGAUAAGAAAGUAUUGCUAUCAAAUGAGAAAACACCAAAACCAUUACAGGCCUUACUCUGAGUUUAAGGACUAUGACCAAAACAAUAGCAGUGAUAGUUAAUGAUAGCCAAUAGGAAUAUUAUAUUUUUUUUCUUCGAUACGAAUUAGUUAUUAUGCGAGUAGACUGUGUUUGUUCAUGGUUCAUUAUGUUUUGAAAUCCAUUGCCUUAUAAAGUAAUAGAAACGUAUAGAAUGAAGGAAUUAUUAUUAUGCAGUAUGUACAUAAAAUGUUGCAGUUGAAUUUCUUGAUUGUUAACAAUUAAUAAUGAUAAAUUUAACUGUUUAAAAGUAAAAAUGAAUUUGAACAACUCGUUGUUAGGUAGGUCCAUUAUAAGCAGAAAAUAAACAACAUUCUCUGCCGAAACAGGCAACAAAAAUUUGGCAAAUAGUUAGGUAACCCAUGUUCUUACUAAAUUAUUCAUACAGUUUUGUACAAUAUGAUUCCAGGAGCUGUGUGCAAAGCAUUAACACUUUUAUUUGGUGUAAUGUAUCCAGCAUAUGCAUCAUACAAGACAGUGAAAAACAAAAACGUGAAAAAUUAUGUUAAGUGGAUGAUGUAUUGGAUAGUUUUUGCAGCAUUCAUUUGCAUCGAAAGCUUAACUGAUAUAUUCCUUGAAUUUUGGUUCCCGUUUUAUUAUGAUAUUAAAUUGCUCGUACUGUUAUGGAUUUCUUGUCCAUUUACAAAAGGUUCAACAAUUUUAUACAAACAACUAGUACAUCCAACUUUGUUGAAAAAAGAAACGGAUAUUGAUGAAUUUUUGGUCAAUGUUAAAUCACGUACCUAUAAUGCUUUAGCUUCAACCGCCAAACAAACAUUUCAAAUGACAGCUGCAAUUGUUGCCCAACAUACAGUAGUUGGGCGUAUGCCAAUGAUUCUUCAACAAGCGAUUACAUUGGAUGAUGAAUAUUUACCCCAAAAUCCAGCAGCUGUCAUAAGAAAAGUGAAAAAAAAGAAACCUACAACCAUUAUUAUAGAAGAUUAUGUAUCAGAUUCUUCUUCUGACUCAUUGCCAAUAGAAUCUACUGUUGUUAUUGAAGAUGUGCCCAUUCAGAGACCUAAACGUAGUAAAGUGCAAUAUCAACAAAAAUCUAGUACAUUAAUAAAUAAGAGACAGUCAUUUAAAAUGACUAUUAUACUAUGUUCCAUUACAAAAAUAUUUUGUCAUUACAAUAAAUCUUAAUCAUGUAACAAAAAUAUAUCACAGUCCAUGACAA